AGCGCGUUGUAGCCAAGGUUCCGCGCGCCUCAAGUGUCUCCGCUCAGGCGCCGUAGCGCGCGAGAAAGUAGCGAGCGCGGCCUCGCGUUGCCAUGGCGGCGGGCGAGGGCCGCGGAGGGGAAGGUGUGCUGUGGGGCUCUCGCGGCCCGGGACGCCCCGUCAUGGAGGACGAGCUUUACCUGGAGAACAUCGACGAGUUCGUCACGGACCAGAACCGAGUCGUAACGUACAAAUGGCUGAGCUUUACCUUAGGAGUUCAUGUGAAUCAAGCAAAGCAAAUGUUAUAUGAUUAUGUAGAAAGGAAACGGAAGGAGAAUUCAGGAGCCCAGUUGCAUGUCACCUAUUUACUGGCAGGGAACCUUGUUCAGAACGGGCACACUUGCCAUAAGGUUGCAGUAGUGAGAGAAGAUAAACUAGAAGCCAUGAAAUCGAAGCUGUCCACGGUCGCCAGCCUGCACGUCUACAGCAUCCAGAAAGCCCUGCUGAAGGACAGCAGUCCCCUCUUCAACACCGACUACGACAUCCUCAAGGCAAAUCUCGAGAACUGCAGCAAGUUUAGUGCUAUCUGCUGUGCUGCCGCAGUCACCAGGCCUGUUGCUGAGAGCCCUGCCCAGGUUCCCCCGCAGCCUCCGCCUGCCUCAAAUGUGCUCGAUGCUCCUGUGGUCAACAGCCCUGCUCCGAGCACGUCUUCAAAGCAGCCCGCCCAGCAGAUGAAGGGCAUUAUGGGAAUGUUUGCGCCCAAACCAGCCACCAAAUCCAAGAAUACUCAUAAGGAAGCUAAACUGGAGGCUAAAGAGACACCCAGUGCUUCUACAACAAAUAGCAAACCCCUAGCAAAAGGAAAUACACUGAACAACUUCUUUGGAAAAGCUGCUAUGGGUAAAGAUUGCAAAGUCAAUGCUGAACCUGAGCAGCAGAAGGAAGAGAGGUCGGCUGCCAAGUCACCAGCUUCUUCCACGGACCCAGAGUCUCCUCUUAGUCCUCCUGGUCACGAGAGGGCCAGCAAGGAUUCUGAGCCAGCCAGAGGACAGCAGAAGGACAAGAAAAGAGCAAAGAGGACAGAGUCAUCAGAUGAGGAGGAAAAGGGAGCCAAACGCUUGAAGAAGAAAAGACGUCGAAUCCAACAGCCUCGGUCGGACAGCAGCAGCGAGGACGAGGAUGCUUCCUCAUCGCCUCAAGACGUUUCUCCUGAGCCGGCUCUGAAGCCACAGCCAGCACCUGCACCAGUGGAGGCUUCCAUGGGAGAGAAGAAACACAAGCGGAAGCGUGUGUUGAAGUCCAGAACGUUUGUAGAUGAAGAAGGCUGUAUAGUGACUGAAAAGGCCUACGAGACUGAGUCCUGUACAGAGAGUGAAGAGGAAUUCCGGACCAGCCCCGUUGCAACUCAUAAGCCUCCUCCUGGGGCCGCGAAGAAGGAGCCCAAAGAGGAGAAGAGAGGCACCAAGAAAGGAGGGGUUGCCCCUGGCAAGUCCAACAAGCAGGCUUCCAUCAUGGGCUUCUUCCAGAAGAAAUGAGCUCUAGUCCCUUGACCGUUUGCAGAAGUCUCUGCCGAGCAAACCUCCACCUUGGAGGCCCAGUACUUGCUAUGUAAGUUUGCUCUCUGGAUCCAGAAAGUGGGACUUGGAAAGCUUCUGAUCCUGGAAUUCGAUGGACACCAGGUGCUGAAGACUUGCGCAGACCAGCCACAUGGUGGCCUUUGGAAUAGAAGUCAAGUGCCCUCCUUUGUAUUUUUAAGGCAAACCUUUUGAACUGCCUCGCCUGAGGCAAGUCCUCCCCAGGUGUAGUGGCUGCUCCCUCUUGGCUCACAUCGAUUCAGUCAUUGAACUCCUGUCUGUCCUUCACAGUGGUGGAUUUGGAAUCCGUUCCUGGAAACGGGAAGAAAGAGCCUCCGUUGGGAAGGGGGUGAUCUUCGGUGCUACAAGUUGCCCUCACUGACAAAGAAGAGGUCCAUCCUGUGCAGGGGGUCUCCAAAGGGGAGCCUGAGGAAGCCAACAGAGGUGCUUCCAAGAAGAUCCACAUAGACCUCAUGGUCCCACAGAACUUGCAGCCAGAAGCAUGUGGCCUGCUCUCAUAAAGGAACUCUGCUGCCCAGCCCAGUAUAUCCUGUCUGUUCUCUGGGAAUAGUUGUCAAGACUGCUGCAGUCGAGAUUGGGGAGGGACACUUUGCUCUUCUAGAAGGCCAUGAAUUUACUUUUGAUUCCUUCAAUGGUUCUGUCUGCUGAACACUUCAGCACUUCUCUCCCGCCAGGUCUUGCAGCCAGCAUUGGAUCCAGAAGAGCUUGAUUAAGCCUCCAAAGUAUUACAACCCUGGGGAUUAGCGGAGACUUGCUCUUUUGCAAUCUGUACGUGCACUGGUGGUAGUGAAUUCCCCGUAAUGAGAAACCCUUCAGGAUUGGCCAGGAACACCCUUGUGGUUGAAGGCCCUGCUCGGUCCUCUACAUUUCAGCUGAAGUAUCUACAGUGCUUUCCCUGCAUGCUUACAGUGCUGUAGUGGGCCUGGUUCCCCACCCCAAAAGAGAGUUCCUUUGGUUUGGACCCUCUUCAAGGGGAGCAUUAUAGCAGCCCCCCCAUAAGCUGGGAUAAUGGGAUGCCUGAUUAAUUGAUGGUCUUUCACUAUUAUUGGGGUGGGGUCUGCUUAUAAAGGAAGCCGUUGAUAUUGAAGACAGAAGAAGGAAGGCACUUCUGGUUUGGAAGACCCAGCUCCAGAGAGAUUAAAUGUAAAGGUCUGCAAAGGCCUCAGUCAUAAGUAUGUCAGUCUGGACAUUCUCAGCUAUUGGUGACAAGAAUCACAACCACCCCUUGGUUCAUCAUCUCACCUCCCUCUGGCGCAUCUCCUGAUUUUCAUUUCUCCGGGACAAGUUUUCCUAGGAGCGGGGAGUGUUACUUUCACUGUUUUCCACUGGAUUAUAAGGCUGAUCUCAGAUAAUGGGAGGAGAAAAGGAGCAGGAGUUCAGAUCAGCUGUUCCCAUGCUACACCAUGCAAGUAUUGUACAAACUCACACAGGCACCGUUCAGUUCUAGCAGUAGUGACGGUAUUUUUGUGGCCAUUAAGGCUGCAGAAAUUCAGAUGGCCCCUCAAUAAAGCGGCCCAUAAAUAAGUCUUCUCUCCCAUCUUGUGGUUAUCUGGGUUUUUGCAGCCAAAUAUGGUAGCUCUAGUUAUCAGCCACCCCCAAAAUUUGGUUUACUGGAAGGAAUCCUCCAAAUAAACUUUCUCUGAAAAUUCCUGAUGA
This is a messenger RNA of Python bivittatus (Burmese python), 3230 nucleotides long. RefSeq names its product DNA polymerase delta 3, accessory subunit (gene POLD3). Gene Ontology annotation, cellular component: nucleus; delta DNA polymerase complex. Gene Ontology annotation, biological process: nucleotide-excision repair, DNA gap filling; DNA replication; DNA strand elongation involved in DNA replication. The record is from RefSeq and is a predicted model, not a curated record. NCBI's taxonomy places the organism in Eukaryota, Metazoa, Chordata, Lepidosauria, Squamata, Pythonidae. Gene Ontology annotation, molecular function: DNA-directed DNA polymerase activity.